AAUAAAUAUAUCGUGCAACGAAUCAGUCGAUCCGAUCACGUAUUCUGAAACAUGUUUAAAAAAAAAUAUUGAAGAAAUUUGUGCCAUGCCACACGUUUUGUAAAUACGAAUACAGCGCCACGUAUACAUAUAUGUACGACGUGUAACAUUUUGACAUUAUGUAGUGUGUUCAAUUCGAAUUCGGAAACUUACCUACGAAAUUUACUUUACUUAUGAGAGAAAAUAUACAUUUUGUGACCGUUAAAAAUAGUAUUUUCAAUUGCAAUUUGAACUCAAAAUGUGGGUAGUCUAUUUCCUGUGUGUAUUUUCUUUAAUCUUAUUCGUGAUGAGAAAGUUAUAUAUAAAGAAAUAUAAAGUAGAGAAAAAUAUCUGUGUUGUUGUUCUUGGAGAUCUAGGCAGAAGCCCUAGAAUGCAAUAUCAUGUACUAUCAUUAAUAAAAGAAGGUUUUACAGUAGAUUUUGUAGGUUAUUCUGGUGCAAACCCAUUAAAAGAAAUUCAAGAAAGUCCUCAUGUAUGUAUUUAUUAUCUUCCACCUCCACCAUCUAUAGGCAACAAUUUUCCCAGCCUUGUGCGGUAUUUAAUAAAAACUUUGUGGCAAACCGUUAGUCUCUGUUGGGUCUUAUUUAAAAAACCUAUAUCCACUCAUGUAUUGAUACAAAAUGCACCCGCAGUACCGACAAUUCCAGUCUGUUGGUUCUAUUGUGUUGCAGUCAAUUCUCAAUUUAUCGUGGAUUGGCACAAUUAUGCUUAUACUAUAAUGGCACUACAUUUAAGGAAUGACCAUCUAUUGGUAAAGGUUGCAAAGGCAAUUGAAAUAUUUUUCGGCUCCAAAGCACAAAGUAAUUUUUGUGUUUCUGGGGCUUUGAAGGAAGAUCUACAAGUAACAUGGGGAAUUGGGGCUAAAAUAUUGUAUGAUCGUCCAAUAGAUAAAUUUCAUCGUAUAUCGCUAACAGAGAAACAUAAAUUUUUAUUAAGCUUAAGCGAAACAUAUGAUGCGUUUGAAGGCCCAGACAAAAACUCUACUAUAUUUACAGAAUGUAGAUCAGAUGAGGUACAUUUGAAACCUGAAAGGCCUGGCUUCAUCGUGUCUAGUACAAGUUGGACCGAAGAUGAAGACUUCUCUAUAUUACUAAAUGCAUUACAAGAAUACGAAAAUGCAGUUAAAGAAAAGGUGUACAAUCUUCCUGAUUUAAUUUGUGUAAUAACUGGUAAAGGACAGCUGAAAGAAUUUUAUAUGGCCAUUAUAAAAUUAAAGAUGUGGAAACAUGUUACAAUUUUGACCCCAUGGCUUACAAGUGAAGACUAUCCGAAAAUAUUAGCUAGUGCAGAUUUAGGAAUUUCUCUUCAUACUUCGUCCAGUGGUUUGGAUUUACCUAUGAAAGUUGUCGACAUGUUUGGAUGUGAACUUCCAGUUUGCGCAUACAAUUUUAAUUGUUUAUCAGAACUUGUUAAACAUAAUGAAAAUGGAAUGAUCUUUUCAAGUUAUAAGGAAUUAGCAACACUAUUAAAAACAUGGUUUGAAAAUUUUCCAAACAGUGACGUUCAACAUAGAUUAAAUGAAAAAUUCAGAUCAGAACUCCACGAGUUUCAGAAGAAUCGGUGGCACGAUAACUGGAUUUCCAAUGCGUUACCUUCAUUUCAAUAAGUAACACCAUUUUACUUUUAUAUAAAGAUUGCAAAUGCUUAUACAAUAUUGCACUGUAUAGAUUUAUAGAAAUGUUAUAUAAAAUAAAUGUGUAUAUAUACAUAUACACAAUAAUAAGUAUUUGCAUCUUAAAAUACAUGAGAAUUAAUAACAAUCAUAUAUAUAAUGUAAAUGUUAACAAUAGUUGAUUUCACUUUUGUUUUAAUUAUAUUUUUAUUCAUUCA
This is a messenger RNA of Megalopta genalis, 1869 nucleotides long. Its product is annotated as ALG1, chitobiosyldiphosphodolichol beta-mannosyltransferase. Gene Ontology annotation, molecular function: mannosyltransferase activity. NCBI's taxonomy places the organism in Eukaryota, Metazoa, Arthropoda, Insecta, Hymenoptera, Halictidae. The record is from RefSeq and is a predicted model, not a curated record. Gene Ontology annotation, cellular component: endoplasmic reticulum.